GCACCCAUUAUUCGGUCACGAUCCAGAAUUCGGUCAAGCAGCUGUUUGAACAGCUGUGAGAAACUCAUGAAUAAUUCAUAAGCUUCGAAACUUGCACAAAUCAGACACCAGUACAAGACACCCACACAGUUCAAACAGGGACGUAAGGACACCUACUUAAACUUCUCCAAAAUCACCUAGAAAUUCGCCGGUGACGCCGAGCUUCUCAACUUCCGGGUUCCGUUAGCAGGUUGCAAAAAUGCCGAGGAAUAAAUACAGGACUUAUAAUCAAGAACAAGUGGAUGAGGCGGUCACACGUAUCCGCAUGGAUAAAAUGUCGAUCAGAAAAGCCGCAGAAACGUAUGGGAUCCCAAAGUCAACGCUUAUAGAUAAAGUCGCUGGAAAGACACCAAUCAAAUCUACCCAAGGGCCGUGCCCAUACCUCAACUUUGCUGAGGAAGCAAAAAUCGCCAAAUGGGCCCAGGAGAUGUCGAGAAUAGGGUUUGGUGUGAACAGGCUAGAGUUGCAGCAGGUAAUCCAAAAACAAUUUGAGUACAUCUGUUGCUUUUCCUUUUCGUCAACAGUUCUACUAUUUCAUUUAUUUGUAAUAUUUUGUUUUCUUAUUUAUUUAAUAUUGAUUUAAUUUUCUGUUGUAGUUUUUCCUGUUCCUGUGAUUGUAAAUAUUAGGAAGUUAAAUAAAUGAACUGAACUGACUCGAAUACUCGUUUCCCCUUGUAGUAUUGCUUUGAUAGUCCAGAGUAUGACUAAUGAGGGAGAAACAUACAUAGAGUAAAAUGUUUAUAUGGGAGACGGAGAGAGAUGAGAAGGUUGAAAAGAAGUGAGAAAGAAGAAAGGAGAAAAAAUACUAAAGCACAUGAAAAUAAAUAAUGAGAAGCAAAAACAGAGUCAAAGAAAUAGAAGAGUAGGCCUGGAUCAUCAUCCGAGGUGAAGAGCAGAUGUGGUAAGUAAUUUUGGCGAUGAAGGGAGGAGAGAUGGGCAAUGUCAUCAGGUGAGAUGUUUAUGUAUUUCACUAAUUAUAACCAAAAUAUCAAUAUUCACAAAAAAGCGUUUGUUCGAAAUUAACAUUUCCAAGAAAGCAUUGUUUUCUUUUGUUGGUGUUCCUUGCCCGUUGCAACAUAUUUAUAUCUGAAGUUCUCUAUACUUUCAUAACAUUACAAUCAUUAAGGUUUUACGAGGAUUCCACUAUGUAUAAGAAAGAUAAUAUUUCUGACGAUAUUGAUAAUGAUUGACACAAUAAAAGUACUGAUGAUUAUGACAAUAAUGACAGUUAUGAUAAUGAUUAUGAUACUUUUGAUGAUAUUUAUGAAAAUGACGAUAAAGAUUACAAUGAAAUCAAUUUCAAUUUGUAUAUCAACGUAGAUGCCCUACUACCUGAGCCAACACACACGAGUCUUAAAGUCAUUAGGUAUAGCCAUGAUAGCCAUAAGAACAGAGAAAAAUAUAUAAUUAAUUUUAAUGACUUAAUUGGUACAUUAUAAUUGUCACGAACAGGUUAGAAAUAUUAUGGAUCCAAUAUUCCAAUGAGGUAUGGUUUGAAAUUGUAGCUAGGACUAGUGUUGACCUGGUUUUAAUGAUCAGAAGACCAUCCAUCUACUUUGGCUCCUCGAUCAUGUCCAGAGAAGCAUUUACUACGCCCUUCUCUUCCGUUUUUAUUGCUCAAUUCAAUAGACUGUCAAGAAGAUAGUCAUGGACGAUAAGAGGAAGACUCCUUUCAAGGAGGGGAUGCCUGGAAAGAAGUGGCUGAGGUGCUUCUUCAAGCGACACCCCGAGCUCUCGGAAAGGAAGCCAGAGCUCCUCGGCAGUGAAAGGGCUGUGGUGACCACGGAGAAGAUGGAUAAGUUCUACGAUGAUCUGAAUGAGUACCUAGUCACCAAGGAUUGCUCGUCGAUCCUCACUUCGCCACGUCGGAUCUUCAAUUGUGAUGAGAGUGGAUUCCCCCUGAGUGGAAAGAUGUCCAAAAUAAUCGCAACCAAGGGUAGCCGCACUGUAAGCUCAGUAGGGUCCAGUAAUAAGUCACAGGUUACCGUCCUGGCCACGAUCUCGGCCUCGGGUGAUGUGCUUCCUCCCACCAUUGUUAUAGCUGGCCAAAGAUUCAAGGAGAAUCCACUCAAGGAUGGGCCCGAAGCUUGCCUGGGUAGGAGCGAGAGUGGAUGGAUGACAAGCGAAGUGUUCUUCGAGUACGUAGCAAACAGCUUUAUCCCUUGGGUUGAAGACCAUGGAAUCCCCAAACCCGUUCUUCUACUCGUCGACGGCCAUAGCAGCCACAUCAAUUAUGAGGUCGGUAAGCUCUGCAACGAGGCAGGUGUUGAGUUGUAUCCACUACCAGCUCAUGCCAGCCACAUCAUUCAACCCUGUGAUGUGGCGUUCUUCAAGCCACUUAAGUCAGCAUGGGCUCAAGCUGAGCGCCAGUAUCGCCAAGAUAAUCCAGGCCAAUGUGUGACGAAGUACACCUUUGCAAGCGUGUUUAGAGGACCAUGGGAAGAUGUCAGCAGAAGGAAGGAGUUGGUAAAAUCCGCCUUCAGAGCUACUGGCAUUUUUCCGUUCUCCAAGAACUAUGCAAAGGAGAAGCUGGCACCAGCUUCUGUAUACAGGGAGGUACAGGAUGAGAGGGAUGUGAAUGCUGAGGUAAACACCCAGGCCCCUGGUCCCUCCGGGGAUGCUACCCAGUCAACGUCUGCAGGCCCAUCUUCCUUCUCCCUUCCACUGGAGAAGCACCUUCGGUACCCUCAGAUCACCAGGGUGAAGUCAGGGAGACGGAAAGGAGAAGAUCUUCCAAAAUGCAUUAGUAGUGAUGCGUAUUUGAAGUACUUGAGAGAGAAGCAAGAGGCAAAAAAUCAAGAAGAGGAAAAGAAGAGAAAACGAAAAGAAGAGAGAGACAUGAAGAAGAAAGCAAAAGAAGAUGGCAAGAGGAAGACGAAGUUGAAAAACACCGAAGAGGAUCAUCCUGAUAUCGAUGUCAACACCUGUCCAGAAUGCGAAGGCACGUACGACAACGAUCCGGAUCAAUGGGUGGGUUGCUGUUACUGUGCAAGGUGGCUUCACAUCGUUUGCUCUCGACGGUUGGACGGUUUGACAGAUGAAGAGAUCAUCGCUCUGGAUUUCAAGUGCCAUUUUUGUUAGGUUAUAUGUUUGAAUGACAUCUAACAUGAAAGACACCUGGAUAAAUCUUAUUAAAGAUAAAAACAACAUUGGAACACUUACA
Molecule: messenger RNA, 3202 nt
Organism: Lytechinus variegatus (green sea urchin)
Lineage: Eukaryota; Metazoa; Echinodermata; Echinoidea; Temnopleuroida; Toxopneustidae
Exons: 3
Coding region: 1687-3120 (477 amino acids)
Cellular component (GO): nucleus
Molecular function (GO): DNA binding
Source: RefSeq, a predicted model, not a curated record